AUGAGCUGGAAUAAAAGUGGCUAUGACUCGGAACUGGACGUCCCAUCCCAGCAUGACGAUACGAAUUUAUUGAAAUAUUAUCUAAUGGGUAUUGGUGGCAUGAUAAUAUGUUGUUUUGGAAAUAUCGGAAAUAUACUAUCCAUUAUAGUGUUAACGCGACGCAUCAUGCGUUCAUCAACUUAUGUUUACUUGGCAGCGUUGGCCUUUUGUGAUAUGUUAGUGCUCGUUUUCACUAUGUUACUAUUAUUAGAAGAUACUAAAGUGCCAUCUGAUGGAUUAUCUCCCCUGUAUCAAACUUAUUACGCUUUUUUGUUUCCAUGGGUACAUCCAAUCACAAUUACAUUUCAAGUCACUUCAAUAUGGCUGACUCUGGCGUUCACCAUUGAUCGUUAUAUUAUGAUUUGUCACCCCUUUAAAGCAGAAUCAAUGUGCAACCGAGGACGGGCUAAACGUGUUGUCAUGUGUAUAUAUUUAGGAGGGAUUAUAUUCAAUAUUCCACGAUUUUUCGAGUACUAUACUCAGAUAUUGAGUUUUUCCGUGGGAAAUUCUACAGAAACAAUGUAUUUAAUACAAUUAACUAAAACAGGAAAUGAUAAAUAUUAUAAAGAAAUUGUUCAUUCAUGGAUGUAUUUAAUCUGUGUAUGUGGACUACCAUUUCUAUUGUUAGCUAUUCUCAAUGCCUUUCUAAUCCGAGCUGUUCAUUUAUCACGGAAGAAAGGCAAGGAAAUUAACGUUCGAGAAAAGAAGCGUAAUGAUACAACCACAAUGUUAAUCGGUGUAGUCAUUACCUUUCUUAUUUGUCAAGUUCCAGCAUUGGUAGCUCGUAUGAUGUGGGCUUUUUCAACUUUAGGAAAACUCAGUCGAAAUUAUCACACUUUUAGUGAAGUUUCAAACUUUCUUGUCAUUUUAAACUCUGCAAUUAAUAUUUUGCCAUAUUAUUUUUUCGGUAAAAAAUUUCGUAAAGAAUUUUGGAGAUUAUUUUGUGCCUGUUUCUUUAACAAAGAUGAACUGAAGAAAAUGACUCGAUCAUUAAGUGCUUCAGAAGGUCACAGGAAGUGGAGUGUGGUUAGUAACCAUGUGAAUGCCAUGGAAAUGAACGGACUGUUUCAAACGUUACGAGGAAGUAGUUUUAAACGCCAUAAAGCCAGUAUAGACGUACCAUUGAUUUAUAGUGAGAAUAAAUCGGAUGGGUCGGACAAUAAUCAUGCAGAAAAAGACGCGAAUAAUUUAACUAUGCCAACUUACACUGGCCAAGACGCCAGGCUGUCACCUACAGAUUGGCAAAAUAUUAACACCGAAAAAAGUGAAAGCCCAUCUUGA
Lottia gigantea (owl limpet) is the source of this 1320-nucleotide messenger RNA. RefSeq lists its product as hypothetical. The record is from RefSeq and is a predicted model, not a curated record. Gene Ontology annotation, molecular function: G protein-coupled receptor activity. Lineage: Eukaryota; Metazoa; Mollusca; Gastropoda; Lottiidae. The transcript has a single exon. Gene Ontology annotation, biological process: G protein-coupled receptor signaling pathway. Bases 1 to 1320 code for a protein of 439 amino acids. Gene Ontology annotation, cellular component: membrane.